AUUGAUUUCAGGGAACACAAUGGAUGUUUAUCAGUGCAACAGGUGUGAAAAAUCAGAAAAGUCAAAUAUGGGAAGAUGAUGUUUUACUAAAAAUCACAUUUUCACACACACACACACACACAUAAUAUAGACAGAGAGAGAGAAAGACUUUAAACAAUAACUGUAACUAAGGAGCAAUGUUCGGAAGUGAGAUAUCCAUCAUUUUAAUGAAUGGCAUCCACUCUCACACUGACUGAUGGAAGUUAGAAAACAUUAAUGGUAGCACUGAAAAUAAAAAUAAAUGUCAUCUGAAGACGUCCUACAUUUUAGGGCAGAAUUAAUUACGUUUCCUUAAUAAUUUAUGAUGAAUUUAAAGUAUUUGCUCAAAUAAAUCUAAAUCACAAUGCAUAACAUCAAUAUCAUGAAUAUGGAUGAUGCGUGUGUUGUACUACAUUUUGGCUUUAAUGAUGCUUGGCCUAUUAAUUCAGUCAGAGUACAGUCAUUAUGAUGCUGUAAAGCAUCAUAUGAAAUAUGACAACCGUUUUUUUCAGCUUGGAAAAUAAAUCAGAUUUCCACAAGUUUCCCGUCUUCCCCCAACAAGUGCACAAACUUCGAAAACAGCCUUGUGUCCCAUUGGCCGACUUGUUUUAAAUUAUUUAUUUUUGCUUUAAGUCUUUAUUUUAAAUGAUUUACACCCAAUAAAAUAUGAAGUAACUUGUUUGGGUGGAUCACUUCACUGUUUAAGACAGAUCCCUAGCGUAUAUUUACACAUUUGGGUGCUUUUAAACUUUAGUAUUUACUAAGUGAGUGUCAUGUUUAUGAGAGCCAGAACAUAUUUGUUUGCAGAGAGGUUGGUUGGCUACUGAGUUGAGCUGAACACCCCUCCUCUCCCCCCUCCUCCCUCUCUCUCUCUCUCUCUCUCUCUCUCUCUCUCUCUCUCUUCAGCUGCCGCGAUAUUUUCCAGCUCUGGAGCCUCAACCGCACAGCUCGAUCGAUUCGCAUUGAUUGUCCCUGACGAGCUGCUCCACUUUCUAGCCAAUGUCAGCCAGUCUGCGAUCGGGAAGGAGAGAAAUGAAGGAAAAUCUCUGCCGCCCUGGCGGUGUCAUUUCCACACACUUGGGUUGGCCGCCUGCCAGCAGACAGGCCAGUCGAAAGAGGUGGAGUGGACUCUGAGGACUGAGGGAGAGGAGGAGCGAGCGGAGACGAGGCUGAUUCAUGCCGCCCUUGCAUAGCGCGUAACCUUCUCCAAAAAUAAUGAAAAAAAUAAGAAGGGUUAAUUGAGUUCACCCUCCACCAGCCUGCACCCCCUUUUGACAAAUAUAUAACUCAUUAAAACAGCAAAACGACGUCUAAAAUCACACCUGUCACAACAACGUGAUAACGAAGAUAUUAACAUGUAUUUAAUAUUUCAAUCUGCCUCGUUAUAUUUAUUUCACCUGUACUUAGAAAACAAAAACAUCACUGUUCAUCCGGGCAUUUUAUGUCAAUAAUAAGAAAUCAAAUGAAAGACAUUUAGUUUUUGGCUAAAUUAGGUCGUCAUAAUCGCAGAUUGAGCCGCAGACUCAUUAAAAAUACAGCUGAUAAUCACUCAGUGGGACUAGAGUGCAGUGAUCUUCCCUGAGCCCGCAGUUUUAUUGUGAAACGCCUCCCUCCUCAGCUGUCGUGGAGCCACAGCCUGCUGAACCUCGCGGCCUCUCGCGCUUCAUUAUUGCCUCAGCUGAGGCGCGCGCGCCGCACAAAAGUCCACUUCGGUUUUUCCGCGAAGCUCCAAAAAUCUAUGAAAUGUGUUUGCAUGUUCCUCUCUGCAAGCGGGGAUGUAGAGGUGGGAUUGCAAGGACCGAGAAAGCUGGGGGAACCCACGCGUUCAGCCUCAGAGAAAGUACGCUUUUCCAAAAUAACUGACGGUGAAUAUUUUUUUUCUUUUCACAUUUGUCAUUAACAGACAGACACUCUGUAGGAUUGUGUUCUCGGAGAUUAAGGUUUUUUUUCCCUCCUGCCCUUCUCUUUUUUUGUCACCAUUCUGCACGGCAGUCUGACAGACGGACCGCUCGGACUGUGGGAGCCCUCCCCUCUGCUCGGAUCUGCUUUGUUUCCAGAUGGCCCAUGGAAGAACGUGGAUGAGGGCUGAGCUGUAGUGCGGGCAGAAGGCUCCGGGGCCUGCCUGUUGUCAGCUGGCUGAUUGGUCCAUUGAGGUGAGGCACCACUCUCACCAGGGCACAGAACGGACCGAGAAAAGGUCUUUGCUCCCCCUCCUCGCUCACCCCUGCCCCCUUUCCACCCUCACCCCCAACCCAGGCACGUACGCUCUGGACCAUGUCUAGCGCGCUGUCGGAGGGGGGCCGGACAGCGGACCAGGAGCAGAGCAGCUGCAAACAGGACUCUCCUGUCAUAGAGCGCAGGAACCGCAGUGGCAUCAUCAGUGAGCCCCUCAGUAAGAGCCUUAAGAACUCCCGUACCCUCUCCCAGUAUACAGCAGUCUCUUCUGCCACCACCAAUGGACACACGAACAACAGUGAGACUAAGAGCCUCUCGGCUAAGCCUCAGCCACCCCCGCAGCCCCAGCCCACUGUCUCAGCAUUGACGGCAGCCAAGUUGGACCGGACCCUAGAACAGGUUCUGGAGGGACAGAAUGGCCUGCUGCACUUUGCCCAGGCAGCAGCACUGUUAAAGCGGGCCGGUAUGGAGCACAUGCUUCUGCCUGGGGGCAUGGGAGUGGGAGUUGGCGGUGGAGACGCAGGCUCGGGGGCUAGCGACUUGGAGGGUACGUCUGUCACGGACGCCGUAGGUGGUCCUGUUGACUUCCCAUAUGGAGUAGGGGGUGGUUUCCCCUUCAACCCGGGGCUUUUCAUCAUGACGCCUGCUGGGGUGUUUCUGGCGGACAGCGCGCUGCACAUGGCCGGCCUGGCCGAGUACCCGGCGCAAAGCGAGCUGGCCUCUGCUAUCAACUCCGGUAAAAAGAAGCGAAAACGUUGCGGCAUGUGUCCACCGUGCAGACGGCGGAUUAACUGCGAGCAGUGCAGCAGCUGCCGGAAUCGCAAAACAGGCCACCAGAUCUGCAAGUUUCGCAAAUGUGAGGAACUGAAGAAGAAGCCCUCUGCUGCUCUGGAGAAGGUGAUGCUUCCUACAGGAGCGGCGUUCCGGUGGUUCCAGUAGGACCUCUCCUCCACCCCCCUACCCAAAGCUCUGCCAUCAAGUGCAAUGCCAACUCCUGGAUUGUCUCCGGAACAGACACUGGCUAAUAAACAAACAAACAACAAAUAAAAUUAUAGAAAAAAACAACAACAGCAACAAAAAACAAAAACAAAAAAAACAAAAACAAAACAAAACAGAACAACGAAAAAAAACAAAAACAAAAACAAACAAACAAAAAAAAAAACAAUCGGGUAAUGGAUGCACCUACUUAUUCCUUGAACCAAAAAUGAAGCGUAAAGAAAAGCAUCUAUGGCAAUUUUCAUUCCCUUUUCUAUGUUUCCAUUUUGGUACCUUUUGUCCUUUUUCCAGCAGGUUUUUUUCCUCUCGCUUAAACAUGGAACUGUUCAUUGCCAGAACCAGAAAUGACGGACUGAGUGUGGACAAUCAACUAAUUUCUGUGUUUGGUGUUAAUGUUGUUCAUGUGUGGAAAGAUACAGUACUUGUGUAGAGAAUGUAAAUUUACAGCUAUAUUUCAAAACUAGUGGCUAAUGGCAAACAUUAUUGUAAUUCUUCACCAUUAUGUUACUUAAACCCUUGUCUAUUUUAUGAUUCAUUUGGUUGGAAGAGUACAGUUUUUCAGACAGAUCAGUGGAUGUCUUUCCAAGACAAAAGAAAUGUUUCAAAUUGGGAUGCCGUGGGUUUCCGAUUUAAACAAAGCUGACAAAGUCAUGUUACUGGGCAGAUCUCCAGAGACUCCUCACCGGGUUGAAGAUGCUGUUUGUCAGAGCCGUCACUACUGUAAUCUCCUCAAUCAGCCCUCCUCUGCAUUUCCAAACUUUUCCUUUAGUGAAACUGGCAGCCUUAUGUUACUGUGGCCCUACUGAGCAUGUGCCAAUACUGCUCAGGGCAAUAGCAUUAAGAGACAGCACUUGCUCUGAGUCUACCCUACUGAACGCACUGAGACAAGAUUACAUUUUUUUUAUUUGUUUAUUUGUUAUAUUUUCAUGAUUUUGUUAUGUUGCUGGGUAGCUACAGCUUUUAAAAAUAACCAAUCUUUGUAUUCGUUUAGAAAAUUGGACUGGUUUUGUGAAUAAAAAGGAAUGCAUGUAUUUGUGUCGAAAUUUACAGUUCUGAUGUUUGUCUAUUUGUCUAUUUGCAUGUUUUGUUUUGUUUUUUGUUUUUUUUUCUUUAUAUAAAAAAAAAACGAAAACAAUGCUGGUUUGACAAAAACAAAAAACUUAAAAUUUUCCAUGAAGUGAAAAAAAAUGUUCCUUUUUCUUUAAGAAUUUAAUGAUGUAGGAAAAUUCUCAAAGAUACAAUGCCAGCAGAAUUCAUUAAAAGUAAAUCAGGCAGUGGUGUGGAUAACCAUGA
Molecule: messenger RNA, 4482 nt
Organism: Scatophagus argus
Lineage: Eukaryota; Metazoa; Chordata; Actinopteri; Scatophagidae
Gene: cxxc5a
Product: CXXC finger protein 5a
Exons: 3
Coding region: 2293-3132 (279 amino acids)
Cellular component (GO): nucleus
Molecular function (GO): methyl-CpG binding; zinc ion binding
Source: RefSeq, a predicted model, not a curated record